Molecule: messenger RNA, 945 nt
Organism: Corticium candelabrum
Lineage: Eukaryota; Metazoa; Porifera; Homoscleromorpha; Homosclerophorida; Plakinidae
Product: serine/threonine-protein kinase pakE-like
Exons: 4
Coding region: 1-945 (314 amino acids)
Biological process (GO): protein phosphorylation
Molecular function (GO): ATP binding; protein serine/threonine kinase activity
Source: RefSeq, a predicted model, not a curated record
AUGGAUCAGACUGGCACGAAGCAACGUUUUCACUUUAUCUGGAUCCAUGCAUUUCGUUACAGUCAGAGUGAAAGGAUGUGGUGUGAGUACACACUAUUACUGGUUGUGACUCACCCAGUGCUGUUGUGGAGAAACGAAGCAGAUGACUUUCAAGCUGCUUUUAGAGUUCUCUAUUCAUUUCGAGCUCCGUGUCAGCUAGAGGUUGGUGUUGGCAUGUGGAGUGGUGUAGCAGUUGCUGUCAAGACAUUUUAUGAAGAACCGGUUAGAGUAACUGAUUUCAAUAUUUCAUUGAUUCGACGUGAAGUGUCGGUGUCCAGUCGUGUCCAUCACCCCAAUGUCGUAUCCAUCUGUGGAGCUAUCGUUAAGAAUAGAGUUCCUCUUCGUAUCGUCAUGGAGCUUUUGGAAGGAUCGCUGAAAGAUGUGAUCAAUGCUGCUAUUGAAAAUCAGAUAUCUCUGCAGCCUGCUGUUCUUCAUGGAGACAUUCGCUCUACCAACAUUCUCAUCAGCGAGACCAUGGAAGCCAAAAUUGGUGAUCUGGGCUCUUGUCGCUUCUCUAACGAGUCACUUUCUGUCGGUCCUCUUAGUCCAGAAUACAUUGCACCAGAACGAGUUGUGGACGAUGGUGCAGUUGCCCCACGCAACACAACACAAGCCGACAUGUACAGCUUGGGAGUCACGUUUGUUGAGUUAUUCACAGGAGUUGCUACAGAUAGGAAAGUGCGUGAGAGGCAGUUUCAAACUGUUCCUUAUGUUCCACUGCAGGACAUUUGCUAUGCUAUGGCAGAAGAGAAUCCACGUGAUCGCAUUUCUGCAAGAGCAGCUCUCAUGCAAGUGAAUGCGGUGAAGCAGAAUGAUGAGUACACUUCAUGUCCUCCCAAAAGGAUGGUGAAAGGCAAGAAACGCAAAGAAGACAAAGUGACACUCAUAGAGAUGCCGUGGAUGUGA